AUGUCGCGGCGCAAGCAGGCGAAGCCCCAGCACCUCCGGUCGGACGAGGAGCUGCCGCCGCCGGACGUGGCCUCCGAGCACGCCAUCCCGGGGGAAGGCGCAGAUGACGGUGACAGUGGGAACGAGAGCCGGAGUGGGAGCGAGGAGACCAACGUGUGCGAGAAGUGCUGCGCCGAGUUCUUCAAGUGGACUGACUUCCUGGAGCACAAGAAGAACUGUACCAAGAACCCGCUGGUGCUGAUCGUGAACGAAGAUGAGCCGGCGCCACCCUCCGAAGAGUUUCCGGAACCUUCUCCCGCCAGCUCUCCCAGCGACCAGGCAGAGAGCGAGGGUGCUGAAGAGGCUGCUCCGGCGGAGGCUGCUGAGGGCGGCGAGCUGAAGGCCUCGGAGAAGGAGGAGGAGCCCAUGGACGUGGAGAGCCCUGGAGACAAAGGCUACCCGAGCCAAGGCCCCACGACCGCAGUGAAGCCUCCUCUACCUCAGGGCCCCGAGCCGACGGCCAUGGCCAGUUACAGCAUGCCAAACACCAACGUGACACUGGAGACGCUGCUGAGCACGAAGGUGGCAGUUGCCCAGUUCUCCCAGAGCACCCGGGCGGCGGGGGGUGCGGGCCCAGGUGGUGGGGUCUCGGCCGUGGCCAUUCCGGUGAUCCUGGAGCAGCUGGUGGCCCUGCAGCAGCAGCAGAUCCACCAGCUGCAGCUCAUCGAGCAGAUCCGCAGCCAGGUGGCCAUGAUGAGCCGCCAGCCGCUGCGGCCCCCCCUGAACCCUGGGGCGGCCUCUGCCACACCAAGCACACCUGUGCCCACCGCCAGCCAGCUUCAGGGCUUUGCCACCCACCCUGCCCUCCAGCUCUCUGCUGGGGUACCCCCUGCCACUACAGGGUCAACCCCCAGUGCCCUGCCGGCCGCCUACGAGGGCCCCCCACUCCUAUCACAGCCCACCUCCGGGGCCAGCACCCCAGGCGCCCCCAGCAGCGGCCCCAUGGCCCCCGCAGAGUCCAGUGUCUCCACAUCUUCCAGCACGGCCCCUUCCUCAGUGAGCCCUCCCUCCGUGUCAAACGUUGCCAGCAGCUCCUCCCGGCCGCAAAAUGCCCCCACGCCCCCGGCCCUGGGACCUGGGACUCUCCUCACCUCGGCUUCCAGUCUGCCAAACCCACUUCUACCUCAGACCUCAUCAAGUAGCGUCAUUUUUCCCAACCCGCUGGUCAGCAUCGCGGCCACAGCCAACGCGCUGGACCCCCUCUCGGCCCUCAUGAAGCACCGCAAAGGGAAGCCCCCUAACGUGUCCGUAUUUGAGCCCAAGGCAAGCUCCGAGGACCCUUUCUUCAAGCACAAGUGCAGGUUCUGUGCCAAGGUCUUCGGCAGCGACAGCGCCUUGCAGAUCCACCUACGCUCACACACAGGGGAGCGGCCCUUCAAGUGCAACAUCUGCGGCAACCGGUUCUCCACGAAAGGCAACCUGAAGGUUCACUUCCAGAGGCACAAGGAGAAGUACCCCCACAUCCAGAUGAACCCAUACCCCGUGCCGGAAUACCUCGACAACGUGCCCACUUGCUCCGGAAUUCCCUACGGAAUGUCCCUGCCUCCAGAAAAGCCUGUGACCACCUGGCUGGACAGCAAGCCGGUGUUGUCGACGGUCCCCACAUCCCUGGGGCUACAGCUCCCGCCCACCGUUCCUGGCUUCACUGACUCACCCAGCCUCACACCCAUGAACCACUCCCCACAGAGGCCCUCUCCUGCCUCCAGCGAGUGCACCUCCCUGUCUCCUGGCCUCAACAACUCUGAGUCUGGUGGCACGGUGGUGGCCGAGUCCCCACAGCCCGCCCUCAGUGCAGCCUCUCUGACCAAAACUGAGCCCCUCGGACUGCCUCCCACAAACGCCAGGGCCGGGGACCCCCCCACCAGUGGGCAGGCCACCACCGCACCCAUGCCCGUGGCCAACACAGCCGCUGACAGCAGUGUGUCCUCAAGCCUCUCAAACCCAGUGCUUCCGGCAGUCUCGGACCAAUUUAAGGCAAAGUUUCCAUUUGGUGGCCUGCUUGACUCUAUGCAAACAUCCGAAACCUCAAAGCUGCAGCAGUUGGUGGAGAACAUUGACAAGAAAAUGACAGACCCCAACCAGUGUGUCAUCUGCCACCGGGUGCUGAGCUGCCAGAGCGCCCUCAAGAUGCACUACCGGACGCACACCGGAGAGCGGCCGUUUAAGUGCAAAAUCUGCGGCCGGGCCUUCACCACCAAAGGCAACCUGAAGACACAUUUCGGCGUACACCGGGCAAAGCCACCACUCAGGGUGCAGCACUCCUGCCCCAUCUGCCAGAAGAAGUUCACCAACGCUGUGGUCCUGCAGCAGCACAUCCGCAUGCACAUGGGGGGGCAGAUCCCCAACACACCGCUGCCGGAGGGCUUCCAGGAGGCCAUGGAUGCUGAGCUCCCCUACGACGAGAAAAGCGCUGACGCCUUGAGCAACUACGACGAUGACAUGGAUGAGAACUCCCUGGAGGAGGACCCGGAGCUUAAGGACCCGGUGGGUGAUGCGUCCAAGCCCCUCCUGGCAUUCUCUGGCUCCUGCCCGCCGUCCCCGCCUUCGGUCAUCUCCAGUAUCGCUGCCCUGGAGAACCAGAUGAAGAUGAUCGACUCGGUCAUGAGCUGCCAGCAGCUGACCAGCCUCAAGUCCCUGGAGAACGGAUCUGGGGAGAGCGACCAUCUGAGCAACGACUCCUCGUCAGCCGCAGGAGACCUGGAGAGCCAGAGUGCGGGUAGCCCCGCCACGUCUGAGUCGUCGUCCUCCAUGCAGGCGCUGUCUCCCACCCACAGCAACGGCGAGAGCUUCCGGUCCAAGUCCCCUGGCCUCAGCAACCAGGAGGAGCCCCAGGAAAUACCGCUAAAGACGGAAAAGCCGGACAGCCCCGCCUCCGCUGCUGAGAAUGGAGGCGCCCUGGACCUGACAGCUGCCACUCCAGGUCGGCCUGUGGUCAAGGAGGAAGCCCCCUUUAGCCUGCUGUUCCUGAAUAGAGAACGGGGUAAGUGUCAAAGCACUGUUUGUAAUAUCUGUGGCAAGCCUUUUGCUUGCAAGAGUGCAUUGGACAUUCACUACCGCAGCCACACUAAGGAGCGUCCCUUUGUCUGCUCAGCCUGCAGUCGUGGGUGCUCCACUAUGGGUAAUUUAAAACAGCACGUACUGACGCACAAAUUAAAAGAGCUGCCUUCUCAGUUAUUUGAACCCAACUUUGCUCUAGGUCCCAGCCAAAGUUCUCCUAGCCUGGUCACCAGCACCGCGCCCACCAUGAUCAGGAUGGAAGUGAACGGCCACAGCAAGCCUGUCUCACUGGGCGAGGGCCCCCCGCUCCCAGCCGGAAUCCAGGUCCCUGCCGGGCCACAGACAGUGAUGAGCCCUGGCGUCACCCCCCUGCUGACCCCCCCGCCGCGCCGGACCCCCAAGCAGCACAACUGUCAGUCGUGCGGGAAGACCUUCUCCUCAGCCAGUGCUCUGCAGAUACAUGAGCGCACCCACACUGGGGAAAAGCCCUUUGGCUGCACAAUCUGUGGUAGAGCUUUUACCACAAAGGGGAAUCUCAAGGUUCACAUGGGAACUCACAUGUGGAAUAACGCCCCUGCCAGACGAGGCCGCCGGCUCUCGGUGGAAAACCCCAUGGCCCUGUUAGGGGGUGAUGCCCUGAAGUUUUCCGAAAUGUUCCAAAAGGAUUUGGCAGCUCGAGCCAUGAAUGUUGACCCCAACUUUUGGAACCAGUAUGCAGCAGCUAUCACAAAUGGUCUUGCCAUGAAGAACAAUGAGAUUUCUGUCAUACAGAAUGGGGGUAUCCCCCAGCUCCCAGUAAGUCUCGGCGGCAGCGCCAUCCCCCCUCUGGGCAACCUCAGUGGCGGGAUGGACAAGGCACGCACCGGCAGCAGCCCCCCCACUGUAGGCUUGGACAAAGCGAGCUCAGAGGCGGGGGCCAGCCGCCCGUUCACAAGGUUCAUUGAGGACAAGGAGAUCGGUAUAAACUAG
Messenger RNA from Loxodonta africana (African savanna elephant), 4005 nucleotides. RefSeq names its product spalt like transcription factor 3 (gene SALL3). The transcript is spliced from 3 exons. Gene Ontology annotation, molecular function: DNA-binding transcription factor activity, RNA polymerase II-specific; RNA polymerase II cis-regulatory region sequence-specific DNA binding. Bases 1 to 4005 code for a protein of 1334 amino acids. Gene Ontology annotation, cellular component: nucleus. The record is from RefSeq and is a predicted model, not a curated record. Gene Ontology annotation, biological process: regulation of transcription by RNA polymerase II. Lineage: Eukaryota; Metazoa; Chordata; Mammalia; Proboscidea; Elephantidae.